This is a messenger RNA of Raphanus sativus (radish), 1461 nucleotides long. RefSeq lists its product as uncharacterized. The coding region runs from base 330 to 1208 and encodes 292 amino acids. The transcript has a single exon. Lineage: Eukaryota; Viridiplantae; Streptophyta; Magnoliopsida; Brassicales; Brassicaceae. The record is from RefSeq and is a predicted model, not a curated record.
ACAUUAAUUAAUUAAAUAUGGAUGAGAUUUAUCUUUAACCACAAGUAAGUGUUAAUCAUCAUCAACAUUGCAACCAAAUGACAUUUUGGUUUAUAUACUUAACCAAACGGUAACGUGUCAAAGCCUUUAUUAGCUGAAAAUUGUAUUUUUCCUUUUUUUUCCUGAAAGUUUUUCAUUUACUCUCAGCGAUUCUCUUCCUUAAUAGAUCCUCUCUUUCUCUCUCUCUACAAGAGAAGCUUCAGAGACAGAAGAAGAAGACAACUUUCUCGAACUCACCAGAUCUUUCUUCUUGUUCUUCUCUGUCGUAAAGUUUCCAACUUUUUUCUCCGAUGAGGUGUAAGAGACACACAGUUGAUUUCAGUAGCAGUAUCGGCGUAUGCGCUUCUUGUCUCCGCGAACGUCUCUUCUCUCUCGCCGCUUCAACCGCCGCGUCUGAAGAUAACCGUCACCCUCCUCCUCCUCGUCCUCUGGUUUUCCCUCGCUCUGUUUCUCCUUACGUCUCCGCUAGAAAAUCCGACGCCUCCUCAAGAGGAGGAGGAGACAGCUCGUUACCUUCUUCUCGUAACAGAUUCUUCCAAACGCCGCAAGUGAGCUCCACUGGCGCCGGAGGAGGAGGAGGAGGACCAUCGUCGUCGGAAAAAGUCUUCGACUCCGGCAGAUCGUAUAAGAAGAAACAGAGCACGCUAUCUCGGUUCUCUAGCUUGUUCAGGUCGAGAUCCGACGAGUUUCGAGACUCCUUCUCUCCUCCCUCGUCGUCGUCUUCCUCCUCGUGGCUCACGAAAGUUCUCUCCUUUCGAUCGAAAAAGCCAUCGCCCAACGACACGUGCUACAUCGAGGAUUUGAUCGCGUCCGAGUCAAGAAACCGGCCUAGGCAGAGAUACUGCAGAGGAAUGUCGCCGGCGACGGUGGAUUACGACGUCGAGGAAACUCCCGAGAGAGUGAAAAGAACGCCGGCGGCGGGGAUGGGAACUCCGGGAAGAAGAAAGACGGCGAUGAUCGGCGCGGGGAUGGGUUUCUGCUUGAGUCCACUGGUGAGAGCGAAACCUAACUGUUCUUCUAACUGGAAAGGGAAACUCCCGCCGGAAUUUGGGUACGCCGGUGGUGAGAUGAAGUCUCCGGCGAGGCCUCACAUUUCGACGGCGUCUUCUUUUUGCGCGAACCGGUCUAAGAAGCUUGUCGAUUUAGGACGGGUUGAUCCGCGCCGUUGAUGUUCUGUUUUUUCUUUUUUUUUGUGUUUGGUCGUUAUCAGACCGUUCUAUACGUAAUUACAUGAAUACCCUUCACAAGAUUCAUAUGAAUAGGUUUAUUAUAUAGUGGCUUUUACUAUGCCAACAGAUAAAGAGUGAAAUUUUUCUUUUUAUAUACUUUUAAUGAAACAGUGAAAGUCUUAUUGUGGAUUAUAAUUUAGAAGAAGAACAAAUCUAAAUGAUAUAUUUUAGAAGAAGAAGAGAAGAAGAAAUC